Vitis vinifera (wine grape) is the source of this 947-nucleotide messenger RNA. Its product is annotated as large ribosomal subunit protein eL32z. Lineage: Eukaryota; Viridiplantae; Streptophyta; Magnoliopsida; Vitales; Vitaceae. The transcript is spliced from 4 exons. The coding region runs from base 283 to 684 and encodes 133 amino acids. Gene Ontology annotation, biological process: translation. The record is from RefSeq and is a predicted model, not a curated record. Gene Ontology annotation, cellular component: cytosolic large ribosomal subunit; ribosome. Gene Ontology annotation, molecular function: structural constituent of ribosome.
UUUUUAUUUUCCUUUGCUCUUUCUUUCCUUUAUUUUCUUUUCCUCACAUUUUCUCUCCAAUUUUUCGAAACAAACAUAACUUCAACAUGAUUAAUUUUUAAAAACAACAUUAAUACCUUUUUCUAUUUUUGAAAAAAUAUUCCGAUUCUAUUGGAUGAAUUGCAGCAGCAACCCAAGUGCUUACGGUGGGUACCAGAGCACCGAAUCAGGAAAUUUGUAGAUAAAUAUAAAUGCUGGAAACCCUAGGUCCUCCUCCGAAGUGCGUCGUAUCGAGGAGAAACAAUGGCUGUUCCCUUGCUCUCCAAGAGGAUAGUGAAGAAGAGGGUCAAAAAGUUCAAGAGGCCCCAAAGUGAUCGAAAGGUUUCUGUGGAGUCUAACUGGCGAAGGCCCAAGGGAAUUGAUUCUCAGGUGAGGAGGAAGUUCAAGGGAUGUGUUCUCAUGCCCAACAUUGGUUAUGGUUCAGACAAGAAGACUCGCCAUUAUCUCCCCAAUGGAUUUAAGAAAUUUGUUGUGCACAAUGUACAAGAGCUUGAACUUUUGAUGAUGCACAACAGAACUUACUGUGCUGAGAUAGCGCACAAUAUUUCAACCCGGAAGAGGAAGGACAUUGUUGAGCGUGCAGCACAGCUGGAUGUUGUUGUUACCAACAAAUUGGCCAGGUUGCGCAGCCAGGAGGAUGAGUAAGGUCUGAUGCAAUAUUUCUGUUUGAUUUUGUUUUUGUUCCCUUGGCACAUAAGCUACCAUCAAGAAUCUGGGCUGAUCAAUAGUUCUUGGGUGGUUUGCUUUGAAUUCUAUGGUAUUGAAGCCAAAUAUGUAGUUGUCUUUACUUUUUGGUCUAGGGUUUCACUUGAUGAUGAGAUCUGGAAAUCAUUAGCUUAUUUGCUUCGUAAUUUUUUGCGAAUGCACUCUAAAUAUCGUAUCAAUCGUACUCUUACUGCUUUUGCUAA